GUUGAAUACUGCGAGUUAGUCUUUUCAUUGCACAGACAGGUGUUGUAAUAAAGCAUUCCAUUUUUCAAUAUAUUCUACAGUAAAACAAGAAAAAAUUCAUCAUGAGGGAAAUUGUUCAUAUGCAAGCUGGUCAAUGCGGAAACCAAAUUGGUGCCAAGUUCUGGGAAGUAAUUUCUGAUGAACACGGUAUUGACCCCACUGGUACAUAUCAUGGAGACUCAGAUCUUCAACUUGAAAGAAUCAAUGUCUACUACAAUGAAGCCACUGGAGGCAAAUAUGUCCCACGUGCUGUGCUUGUUGAUCUUGAGCCAGGUACCAUGGACUCUGUCAGAUCUGGCCCAUUUGGACAAAUCUUUAGACCAGACAACUUUGUCUUUGGACAGAGUGGAGCUGGAAACAACUGGGCUAAGGGCCAUUACACAGAAGGAGCUGAGCUUGUAGACUCCGUCCUUGAUGUUGUCCGCAAAGAGGCAGAGAGCUGUGAUUGCCUUCAGGGUUUUCAACUUACACAUUCCCUUGGUGGUGGUACCGGCUCUGGUAUGGGAACGCUCCUCAUCAGCAAAAUCCGUGAAGAAUACCCAGACAGAAUUAUGAACACAUUCAGCGUUGUGCCAUCUCCCAAAGUUUCAGACACUGUUGUUGAACCAUACAAUGCUACCCUAUCAGUACAUCAGCUUGUUGAAAACACAGAUGAAACAUACUGCAUUGACAAUGAAGCCCUCUACGACAUCUGUUUCCGUACAUUGAAACUAACCACACCAACAUACGGUGACUUGAACCAUCUUGUGUCUGCUACCAUGAGCGGCGUCACCACUUGUUUGAGGUUCCCUGGUCAACUGAAUGCCGAUUUGCGAAAAUUGGCUGUCAACAUGGUUCCAUUCCCACGUCUUCAUUUCUUCAUGCCUGGUUUCGCACCAUUGACCAGCCGUGGUAGCCAGCAAUACCGUGCGCUCACCGUCCCAGAGUUGACACAGCAGAUGUUCGAUGCCAAGAAUAUGAUGGCUGCCUGCGACCCUCGUCACGGCCGAUACCUCACAGUCGCUGCCAUCUUCCGUGGACGUAUGUCCAUGAAGGAGGUUGAUGAGCAGAUGCUCAACGUUCAAAACAAGAACAGCAGCUACUUCGUCGAAUGGAUCCCCAACAAUGUAAAAACCGCCGUCUGCGACAUUCCACCAAGAGGCCUCAAGAUGUCUGCCACCUUCAUCGGUAACAGCACCGCCAUCCAAGAGUUGUUCAAGAGAAUCUCUGAGCAGUUCACCGCUAUGUUCCGUCGUAAGGCUUUCUUGCAUUGGUAUACUGGUGAAGGCAUGGACGAGAUGGAAUUCACAGAAGCUGAAAGCAACAUGAAUGAUCUUGUGUCUGAAUACCAACAAUAUCAAGACGCUACUGCUGAAGAGGAAGGUGAAUUUGAGGAAGAGGAAGAAGAGGAGGAAGCUGCCUAAAUUUUGCAUUUUCCUUAAAAAUUGCAACCUCAACUUUUCUUUUAUGUUUAUUUAAAUUAUUUAUAUGAAGUCAUUAAAUGCAGAUGUCAAAGAAUUUCUUGCUAAAUAGGCAUACUGCAGAUAAUCCUAAAUAAUGUUACAGUACUUCCUCUAUAAGUCUAAAUGCAAUUAUUCAUAAAUCUUGUAAACAGGGUGGCAUGUAACCAUAUUUGAUGCUGGUACAUCCUUUGGUAAAUUGAAAUAAAAAUAACAUUUGAAAUGCAAA
This is a messenger RNA of Anneissia japonica, 1707 nucleotides long. Its product is annotated as tubulin beta chain. The transcript has 4 exons. Gene Ontology annotation, biological process: mitotic cell cycle; microtubule cytoskeleton organization. The coding region runs from base 102 to 1442 and encodes 446 amino acids. Gene Ontology annotation, cellular component: microtubule; cytoplasm. Lineage: Eukaryota; Metazoa; Echinodermata; Crinoidea; Comatulida; Comatulidae. The record is from RefSeq and is a predicted model, not a curated record. Gene Ontology annotation, molecular function: GTPase activity; structural constituent of cytoskeleton; GTP binding.